This is a messenger RNA of Verticillium dahliae VdLs.17, 1152 nucleotides long. Its product is annotated as FG-GAP repeat family protein. The record is from RefSeq and is a predicted model, not a curated record. Bases 277 to 1152 code for a protein of 291 amino acids. Lineage: Eukaryota; Fungi; Ascomycota; Sordariomycetes; Glomerellales; Plectosphaerellaceae. The transcript has 2 exons.
AACCUGGGCCAUUGGGACGGUGUCACGGUUUAUGAUUUUAACAACGAUGGCCUCGCCGAGGUGGCUGUCCGGAUCGUGAAUGGAGUCACCUUUGGCGACGGGCAGCGUUUCACACACGCAAAUGAUGACGAGCAUUUCAUCGCAGUUCUAGAAGGUCGCACUGGCUAACUUCGCGCGCGAGCUCAGAUCCCUACCGAUUAUAUCUCCGAUGGCCCCUUGGCUGCAAGAUUUGGAGUCGGCUACCUCGAUGGCCGCCAGCCCUCUCUCGUUGCCUAUAUGAAGAACCGCAAAGACGACGGGGACUUCAACCUCCUGAUGUCUGCGUGGAGUUUCAGUGGCACUGCUCUUAAGAUGCAAUGGAAGUGGCGUCGAGAGAGCCGAGAUGCUCCAGACGGCCAUAGCACCCGGAUCAUCGACGUUGAUGGCGAUGGUCGGGAUGAGGUUCACGAAAGCGGGUUCACCCUCCACGGCGAUGGCCAGCUCCGCUACUCGUUGGGCCCACAAGGGUAUGGUGCGCAGCAGAAUAACCCAAACGGACUUCUUGAAUAUUAUUACGACGCCACUCAGGGAAAGAUAAUUUGGAGGCACUCAUUGCCUGAUGGAAUCGCUGACGUUGGUCGCGGCUUAGUAGGUGACAUCGACCCAACAAGUGCGGGAAUGGAGGUCUGGUUGUUUUCCGGUCUAUACAAUGGCCCGAGCAACCGGCUUCUUGGACAAAACACUACACUCGCACCAUGGCCUCAUCUGGGUCUCUACUGGGAUGGCGAUAACUUGAUGGAGCUUUACAACGAUGGGAAGAUUGAGAAAUGGGACUGGGAAUCUCCUUCGACAAGUAGCAGUGUCCCUCGGCUGGUGACUACGAGGAACUUGGGCGCCGGCAGCGCGACUGGCCGCAAUCCUGCUUUCCACGGCGAUAUCUUCGGCGACUGGCGAGAGGAGGUCAUCUUAGUGAGCCCAGAAAAUGACGAAAUCAUCAUCUUCACGACUGAUCGUCCAACUGAUAUUCGGCUCUAUACUCUCGCACACAACCCAGCGUGUAGAAAUUCGAUGACCCUCAAGGGAUAUGUUCAAGGCCACCAUCUUGACUACUUUAUCGGGCAAGACAUGACUAAGCCUCCUCGACCGAACAUUCGAUAUGCGGGCACUUCGUAG